Messenger RNA from Seminavis robusta, 1827 nucleotides. NCBI's taxonomy places the organism in Eukaryota, Bacillariophyta, Bacillariophyceae, Naviculales, Naviculaceae. The record is from the annotation of a GenBank genome assembly.
GUCGGCAGCAAAGCUUGUUUGCAUCCACCUCUCCGAAUUUGGCCACCUCAUCGUUCGUUCAUCGUCUCUUCGACCUCAGGAGCUUCAGAGAUACCAGCGCCAAAAAGGAUUCUUUCUGUUUUCGGUCAUCAGAGAAAGCAAAAAGAAAGAUGAAGACGACAACUCUACGGUACCACUCUUGUUUGUGGUGUCUUGCCCUAUCACUCCUGGUGUUGCAAGAGCUGACCCGGGCAUUCUCCAUUCCAACACAGCGGCUCCCUCUUGUCCAAAACUUGGAAAGUAGCGAAUCAUUCGAAGUUUCAGAUUCGCCAACGACACGCAAGUACCGAGAUGUCUCUCACUCGAUUGCUUCCAAAUUCGUCACGAGGGAUUUCAAGCCCCAUCCUGCCUUGACCAAUCGACACAUUCAGACCAUCAGCGGAGUCUACUUGCGAAGCUUGCAAGAGUACAAGUACGUAUCAGAUUCCAUGGGAUUGAUACGGUCUGUGACCAACUCGGUAGUGUCGUCAGUGUUUGCGGGUAACGAUGAAGAUGAUAAAGACAAUAUCAAGAAUCUCUUGUUGAAUCCAGAUCACGAGGGAUUCUACGACGAACGACAACGAUUCGAAACUCCCGAUGGAGACUUUUUCGAUGUGGAUUUCCGCUACCAGCAUGCAUCCAACAAGCCAUCCAGCAAGGGCAUGGUGAUACUCCUACAUGGUCUUCAGUCCAACUCUCAGUCCACCUUGUCGGUCGACAUGGCUACAGCGUACUGGAACCAAGGCUUGGAUGUUGCCUGCAUGAAUUUUCGUGGUUGUUCCGGCGAAAUGAAUCGAAAGAUGGGAGGAUAUCACCUGGGAUUUACCAAUGACGUUAAGCAGUUCCUGCAACACUUGCGAGAACGUAACAAUGGGCAUUUCCCGUUGUACCUGAGUGGAUUCUCCCUGGGAGCCAACGUCGUGUUGAAAACACUGGGUGAGCUGGGGGAAACGGCACAUCGAGACUUUAAUGUGUAUGGCGCUGCCGUUUGCGGGGCACCCUUUGACCAGGAGCGUAAUGUUGACUUUUUGCAGGCCCCUGGCUUUAACAGGUUGGUGUACACAGGCACGCUGGCCCAGUCCAUCAAAACGCGGAGUCUGCAGCAAUUUGAACUCUUUAAAGGGAGUGAUGAAUGGAAGAAGAUUGACCUUCAACAAAUCAUAGACGCGGAAACCAUUGCGGACUUGGAAAACGCCGUGCUGGCACCAAUCUACGGCUUUGAUGACUACAUUGACUACUAUCGCAAGAACAGCUGCCUGCAGUUUCUAGACAACAUUACGGUACCAACCUUCAUUAUAAAUGCCGCCGAUGAUCCCUUCUUUGACCCCAGUGUCUUUCCAUGGGAGAAAUCCAGUGACUUCAAUAAAAAUAGCCCCAUCAAGAUGCAACGAACGGACCACGGUGGACACUUGGGGUUCAUGUUUCAUCAAGAACAGGGACGGAAUGACAUGGAACGGAUAGGGAUACCAAUGGAAGCAUCGACAAUGUCCAAACAGGAAGAAAAUGCAUCUUGGAUGCCUACAGAGUUGGCACGGUUCGUCGGGCUUGUUUUUGAAGAACGAGCAGCUUUGGACGAGGUGGUAAUCACGAGCAACGAUGUGGUGGCAGCGGGUAACCAUCGGUAGCUCCAAUACGUGCUGCAAAAGAAAAGUCGUGGUAAUAGAUUGAAGCAAGAUACAGGCACUGUGACAGCUUCUUUGCACUACUAGCUAGUGGCUUGCUGGACGAUGCCGUUGUUGUCCGGCAAGCCUACAAUCCUGCACAUGGACCAAUAGAACAUAAAACAUAGACUAUAUGAGAUGUUGGACU